AUGUCCUUAAACAUUCGCAAUAUUCGCGUUCCUUAUCGUCAUGACAAAGAUACUUUCGACUCGAUAGAUUUGAAAUUCAAAGAACCACUUGCGCAAUUCAAAGUAUGGUUCACAGAAGCGGUUGAUUCUGGUAAAGUUUACGAAGCGAACGCUAUGGCUUUGGCGACUAGUACCAAAUCAGGGAUUCCCAGUGUUCGUUAUAUGCUUCUCAAAGACGUGGAUGAACGUGGAUUUCAUUUUUUCUCCAAUUACAACAGUCGCAAAGGUCGGGAAUUGGAUGAAAACCCCAAUGCGAGCUUGUUGUUCUACUGGGAAGCGCUAAACCGCCAGGUAAGACAUCUGUACACAGAGAGCAUGUUAUAUUCUCAGUACGUUUUUACCUUAGUAUAUCUUGUGGGCCUUUCCCAUUGGUUCAAGCGCUUUCUGUGUGCAUUAAAUAAUUACUAG
Echinostoma caproni is the source of this 447-nucleotide messenger RNA. Lineage: Eukaryota; Metazoa; Platyhelminthes; Trematoda; Plagiorchiida; Echinostomatidae. The record is from the annotation of a GenBank genome assembly.